AUGGUUCUGACAAACUCCAUCCUGGUCCAUGUAGAAGCCCAUCAACCCUCUGCAAGAAUGAGCAGUUGUUAUGAAAUGAGACUUUUGUGCAGUUUCAUAUCUGGUCCUAGCAUCAACAUUAUUUUUGAUGAACCACUGGGCCAAAUCCCACUCUUCCCUGGUACUAGUGAGCUAGUUAGAUGUUCCUUUGAGGAUGUGGCUAUGCACGGGUUGUGGGACAAGGAUGAGUUGCAGAUGGAGGAUGUGGAUGUGUGGUAUGGCGCGAUAAGACAGUGGUAUGAUGUGGAUCCAAUGUGGAGUGCAUAUAGCAUAAUACGAGGUAGAUGGGUAAUGGGCAAGACUAGGACUAUGCAAAUGAUAGUGACUCCAGACACUGACUCAGAGGGAAGGGAUGUAGAGAAGUGGUACUGGAAUGCACAAGUGGGAGUGCUGCAGGACAACCAGAACCAGAAUGCCUUGAAAUCCUGCAUCUACUUGAGGUUCAAAGUAAUGCCUGGUGUAAGAGAAUGGUUUCCUGUCCUAGUCCUCAACUUCCUCAAUGACCUGAGCAUGGUUGCAACAUCAAGGGCUCCAGCAUCAUCAUCAUCUGCAUCUAACCACAUCCCAUCAGCUCUGAAUGUCCAUGACUAA
This is a messenger RNA of Suillus paluster, 630 nucleotides long. RefSeq lists its product as uncharacterized. Lineage: Eukaryota; Fungi; Basidiomycota; Agaricomycetes; Boletales; Suillaceae. The transcript is spliced from 10 exons. The record is from RefSeq and is a predicted model, not a curated record. The coding region runs from base 1 to 630 and encodes 209 amino acids.